AUUUCACUGAUUUCCAGAUUUGUUCCGGUUCGAGUCUGCGCAGUGGGAAUGGAUUAGAAUAGGAAUCACCUGUAGAAAAAAAGGCAUUUACUGAUUUUUAACCCCAUCACUUUGAACGUUUCUCGCCGGUUUCCUGAUAGAGAAAACCCAACAUGGCAGGUUCGGAGAACCAGAAAUUCUGUCUGCAGGAGGUCCUGGACAGUUUUCAGUUGUGCCUGUCGCCAAACAAAGAGGUUUACGUUGAACACUACGUCGCUGGAUGGAGAAAUCUUGUAAAGUUUCUGAACAGCUUGGGGAGCGUUUUUGGUUUCAUUUCUAAAGACGCUGUCAGCAAGAUCCAGAUCCUGGUGAACUUCCUGAACAGUGAGAACAGCUGUCAGUAUGCCACCGUGCAGUCCAUGGUCAAGUUUGAGCUGGACAACAAACUGGUGGACGUGGACAAGAAGGGCAUCUGUCCUGAGUCUGGGUGCCGCACUCUGCUGAGGCUCCACCGUGCAUUGAGGUGGCUUGAGCUCUUCCUGGAACGCCUGCGAACCAGCAAGGAGGACGACAAGACUUCAGUCAUGUGCAGGGAGGCGUACAACGAGUCCCUGGCCCAACACCACCCAUGGAUGGUCCGUACGGCGGCUGGCAUGGCUUUCUUUGCCCUCCCUGGACGUCCAACUUUCUUUGAAGUGAUGAACGUUGGCCCUCCAGAGCAGGUCGUGGCCAUCCUGGGGAAGGCUGUGCCUCUCAUUUCUGAGGUGUACCUAAUCAUAGAGGAACUUUACCUAAAGCACAACCUACUUGAUUUACCAUAGAGAUGAACAAGUGUUAUACCUGUCUGGAUGGACCCUGCUGGAGUGCUGUGGAGACUUCUGCUGCUGUAUGAUGAUUCCAGCAUGUGUGCUAUAUCUAAGAGUAAUUUAUCACAUUGACUGUAACCCUGUUCAUUCCAAUUUUAGGUAUAAUAUGGCAUGUUUCUCUUUGAUUCGUCAUGUAACUCAAAUUCAUAUUUUUACGGUUCCUUAAGUGCUCUUUGUUGAAUUAAAAAGCUAUAUUUGAUCAUUAUGGGCACAUUAUUUAUGAAAGGGAAACCAUAUAAUUAGUUUAGAAAAUAAUACAUUUUCUUAUUGUAACCUUAAUAUCAGCAUAUAGCUUGUACACAAUGUCAUGUCAGUUGUGUUUGUUCUAUUUAAAUAUACAACAGUUUGAUGCUACCAUAUAUAUGUGAAAAACAUUGUCACUAGAUAAAUUGCUGUAUAUUCUGGCCUAUAUUGUCUUAUUGUGAAAACAGAACCAAAAAAUCCACCUUUUCUAAAUCAAUUUGUGGAAAACAAGUGUAAAUAGUUUAAAGGUUUAUCUGGUAAAUAAAAUGCAAAAUACAAGUGACAUUAUUGUUGAAUAAAGUGGUAUAGUCGCA
Messenger RNA from Girardinichthys multiradiatus, 1402 nucleotides. RefSeq names its product ceramide-1-phosphate transfer protein. Bases 153 to 800 code for a protein of 215 amino acids. NCBI's taxonomy places the organism in Eukaryota, Metazoa, Chordata, Actinopteri, Cyprinodontiformes, Goodeidae. The record is from RefSeq and is a predicted model, not a curated record. Gene Ontology annotation, molecular function: ceramide 1-phosphate binding; ceramide 1-phosphate transfer activity. The transcript is spliced from 3 exons. Gene Ontology annotation, biological process: intermembrane lipid transfer; ceramide transport. Gene Ontology annotation, cellular component: membrane; cytosol; cytoplasm.